Molecule: messenger RNA, 1962 nt
Organism: Odobenus rosmarus divergens (Pacific walrus)
Lineage: Eukaryota; Metazoa; Chordata; Mammalia; Carnivora; Odobenidae
Gene: ALG10
Product: ALG10, alpha-1,2-glucosyltransferase
Exons: 3
Coding region: 138-1574 (478 amino acids)
Biological process (GO): dolichol-linked oligosaccharide biosynthetic process; protein N-linked glycosylation
Cellular component (GO): endoplasmic reticulum
Molecular function (GO): dolichyl pyrophosphate Glc2Man9GlcNAc2 alpha-1,2-glucosyltransferase activity
Source: RefSeq, a predicted model, not a curated record
UGCUUUCCGGCUAUGCUCAGUCCUGUCCGGCCAGUCCCGCCUUGCGCGCCCAUUUCGAGCCCGAGUUUCCAGCUCGACUUUGCACGCUCGAGAACCCGGAACAGAUUUUUCCAGGACUCGGUUCUUGGGCUGUGGCUAUGGGGGCAGGAAUGGCGCAGCUCGAGGGUUACUACUUUUCGGCUGCCCUCAGCUGCACCUUUUUGGUGUCCUGUCUCCUCUUCUCCGCCUUCAGCCGGGCGCUGCGAGAGCCCUACAUGGACGAGAUCUUCCACCUGCCGCAGGCUCAGCGUUACUGUGAGGGCCAUUUCUCCCUCUCGCAGUGGGAUCCAAUGAUUACUACAUUACCUGGCUUAUACCUGCUGUCAGUUGGAGUGGUCAAACCUGCCAGUUGGAUCUUUGGAUGGUCGGAACAUGUUGUCUGCUCCAUUGGAAUGCUCAGAUUUGUUAAUCUUCUUUUCAGUGUAGGCAACUUCUAUUUACUCUAUUUGCUUUUCCGCAAGGUACAACCCAGGCACAAGGCUGCCUCAAGUGUCCAGAGGAUCUUGUCAACGUUAACAUUAGCGGUAUUUCCCACACUCUAUUUUUUUAACUUCCUUUAUUAUACAGAAGCAGGAUCCAUGUUUUUCACUCUUUUUGCCUAUUUGAUGUGUCUUUAUGGAAAUCAUAAAACUUCAGCUUUGCUUGGAUUUUGUGGCUUCAUGUUUCGUCAAACUAAUAUCAUCUGGGCUGUCUUCUGCGCAGGAAAUGUCAUUGCACAAAAAUUAACUGAAGCUUGGAAAACAGAGCUACAAAAGAAAAAGGAAGAGCGGCUUCCCCCUAUUAAAGGACCAUUUUCAGAAUUCAGGAGGAUUUUUCAGUUUCUUUUGGCUUAUUCCAUGUCCUUUAAGAAUUUGAGUAUGCUUUUCCUUUUGACUUGGCCCUACCUCCUUCUAGUAUUUCUGUUUUGUGUUUUUGUAGUUGUGAAUGGUGGGAUUGUUAUUGGCGAUCGAAGUAGUCAUGAAGCCUGUCUACAUUUUCCUCAACUCUUCUACUUUUUCUCUUUUACUCUCUUUUUUUCGUUUCCUCACCUACUGUCUCCUAGCAAAAUUAGGGCUUUUCUUUGCUUAGUUUGGAAACGUAGAAUUCAGUUUUUUAUGAUUACCUUAGUCUCUCUGUUUUUAGUUUGGAAAUUCACUUAUGCUCAUAAAUACUUGCUCUCAGAUAAUAGACAUUACACAUUCUAUGUAUGGAAAAGAGUUUUUCAAAGAUAUGAAAUUGUGAAAUACUUGUUAGUUCCAAUAUAUAUAUUUGCUGGUUGGAGUAUAGCUGACUCAUUGAAAUCAAAGUCGAUUUUCUGGAAUUUAAUGUUUUUCGUAUGCUUGUUUACUGUUACGGUACCUCAGAAACUGCUAGAAUUUCGUUACUUCAUUUUACCUUAUGUUAUUUAUAGGCUUAACAUACCUCUGCCACCUAUAUCUAGGCUUGUUUGUGAACUGGGUUGCUAUGCACUUGUUAAUUUCCUAACUUUUUACGUCUUCCUGAACAAGACUUUUCAGUGGCCAAAUAGUCAGGACAUUCAGAGGUUUAUGUGGUAACAUCAGAGAUAUCUUGAAUUCUAAAAAUAGACUGACUGUUUAGACUGUCUCCACAGUGAACAACUGAACAGGUAAAAAUUAUGGACUUUCUUUUGGGCACAAUGGUGAUCCACAGAUCACAUCAGAUUUUUUGUGUUUUAAACAUCAGAUAUAUGUGUUUUAAACAUAUAUAAUAAAUCCGAGGAAGUGGGAAAGAACUGAGAAGAGUUUAAGAUUUGCUCCAUAAGCCUGAAUAAUGGAAAAUGAAAUUGUUUACAGUUAUUUCAUGAUACCUCUUUGGUACUGCUGGCCACUCAAAAAGUUUGAAAACAUUUUACAGGUACAAGUUUGAGAAAAUUGAACUUUAUAGUACUGAAACUUAUUUAUUUAUUCUCUUCAGAAAGCAGUA